AGGCGACUUCCGUAGUACUGAGGACCCUCGUGACUGUAGCCGCAGCCCCAUGGAGCGAGCCGUCGCCCCCUCCGCGGUUCUCCAUGGCAACCGCCACCUGUACGCCCCACACCACCACAUGCCCAGCCUCGCCGUGGACCAGCCUCUUGCCCUGACCAAAAACAACAUGGAUGCCGCCCGUACCUUUGUCAUCUCACCAACCGUCAGCCCCGUGGAACGCCAGCAGAAUCGUCCGUCAGUGAUAACGUGCGCCCCGGCCAACAGCCGGAACUGUAAUCUGUCUCACAACGGCUGUUCCAACAACUACAAUAGACCAGCCUGCAACUCCAACCCUGCGUGUGUUGACCCGGUGAUCGAGGAGCAUUUCCGUCGCAGCCUGGGGAGGAACUACAAGCAGCCGGAACCCGUCACUAACUCUGUGUCCAUCACCGGUUCUGUGGACGACCACUUCACCAAGGCCUUAGGAGAGACCUGGCUGCAGAUCAAAGCCAAAGGAAGCUCCUCCUCCUCCUCCCCUGACUCGUCUCCCAACAGUCACAUGGUCAACCACAGCCACUCUCCAUCCAUUGUGUCCUGAAGGGAGGGGCUUAGAUUCAACGAGUCAGAGCUUAAACCCGCCCCCCCUGCCCGUCCAUUACUCACUGUAACACCACGGGGCUGGUUGAACCGCCGUGCUGGAGAGCUACUGUCCAGGCUGUAGUCAUUUUGCUCCAACCCUGUUGUAACUAACACCUGAUCUGGAAGAAUCAGUCAUAUUCAUGAGGCUUGUUUUCAUUUUUUUUGCAAAAUAUUUAGUUAUAAUUAUAGCACUAACAAAUACGACCCAGGUGUGUUUCAGAGCAGGGCUGGAGGAAAACCCUGCGUGUCCAAUGUCUAUCCUUCCAGGAAGAGGGUUGGCCUUGUUCCCUGAUGUAAGAUGACCCUGCAUGAUUUAACCCCGCUGAGAGCUGUGCUGGUAGCUAGGGAUAGAGCCAUGUAUAUAACCACGGAUUACGGCAUUUAGUCAUAUAUAUAUAACCAUGGAGGAAGGGGAGCAUUGUCUUUUGUCUACGUUUGGACUUUUGUCAUUAAUUUAGUUUUGAAUUUACUUUUUCUGUUGAAGUAGAUUUGCGUACCUCUUUCUGUUUGUGUUAUUGGAMACGUGAGAUUUUGAAAAGCUCAGUGAGAAACGGUUUGUUUAUGUGUCCAAUGAGAUGUACGGAUUCACCAUGGAGACACAUCCCAACCAACCACAUGCCUUCGUUACCAAAGAGAACUCUGAUGCAAAUCUGUCACCUCUUUUUAAAAGAAAGAAAAAACAUUUUAUUUAUAUCUUUCUAUCUCUGCUCUGUAAAGUAUAGUUUGCUCCCUCACCUCUCCACCCCCCCUUUCCUCUCCUUUAAUUUCCCCUCCUCUACUUUACUCUCCCCUCGUUUCCCUAGUUUCCUCUCUCCUACUUUCCCCUGACCUUCUUUCCUCUGCCCUCGUUUCCUCUGCCCUCGUUUCCUCUACCCUCGUUUCCCCUCCCCUACUUUCCCCUCCUCUCGUUUCUUUGUCUCUCUCUGCUGCACUGUGGUGUGGUAGGUAGAUUAUGUCUCUCUGCUGCACUGUGGUGUGGUAGGUAGAUUAUGUCUCUCUGUGGCACUGUGGUGUGGUAGGUAGAUUAUGUCUCUCUGUGGCACUGUGGUGUGGUAGGUAGAUUAUGUCUCUCUGUGGCACUGUGGUGUGGUAGGUAGAUUAUGUCUCUCUGUGGCACUGUGGUGCGGUAGGUAGAUUAUAUCUCUCUGCUGCACUGUGGUGCGGUAGGUAGAUUAUGUCUCUGUGGCACUGUGGUGCGGUAGGUAGAUUAUGUCUCUGUGGCACUGUGGUGUGGUAGGUAGAUUAUGUCUCUCUGGUUUGAUUGGUCAAGUAAAAGUAGUGCUUACAGAAUAAAAUGCAGAUAUGUUUUUAAAUAGCUGGUAUCUAUUCAUGUUUAUUAGACAUUUCAAUCUUAAAACAAGAUACAUUGUUUUGUUGAAUCAUUAUUUUCAGUAAUAAUAACAACAGUUGUAGAUACUGCUGGUCCAGUCAGACUGUUAUUAUUUAGUAUUCUACAGUUAUAUUCUCUCUGGUAGUAACCAGCCAGCGACACAGAGGACAGCCUCCGGACAGGGCUUCUUUACUCUUCUAUAUGAUCAGUUGGAUUAUAAUCUAUAACGAUAAUAUGUUUCUGUAACGUUAAUGUCAUUGUUCUAUGGCGUUAUUAAUCAUCCCUGGAUGCUAUAGCGGGUUUUUUUUCGCAUGUGACUGAAAACGUAAUAACGCAACAAAACCGGCCGGCGAGAUCGACCCAGAGUCGACCUUAUGAUAACCUUUUUCUGGCGACUAGUUUUUGUUAUUUUUUAUUUUUUUUCAUGUUGUUGUUGUUUCUACUGAUGUGAUGUGUAGCGGUGUGUAGCGGUAGGUAUCUUAUGAGCACAAGACGUUGAAAAUAUAAGUCUUUCAACCAAUUUUGCUCAGUGGGUAGAUUUUUGCUCAGUGGGUGGAUUUUUGCUCAGUGGGUGGAUUUUUGCUCAGUGGGUGGAUUUUUCCUCAGUGGGUGGAUUUUUGCUCUGUGGGUAGAUUUUGCUCUGUGGGUAGAUUUUGCUCAGUGGGUAGAUUUUUGCUCAGUGGGUAGAUUUUUGCUCAGUGGGUGGAUUUUUGCUCAGUGGGGUUGGAAUUUUUGCUCCGUGGGUAGAUUUUUGCUCCGUGGGUAGAUUUUUGCUCCGUGGGUAGAUUUUUGCUCCGUGGGUAGAUUUUUGCUCCGUGGGUCGAUUUUUGCUCCGUGGGUAGAUUUUUGCUCAGUGGGUGGAUUUUUGCUCCGUGGGUGGAUUUUUGCUCAGUGGGUGGAUUUUUGCUCCGUGGGUAGAUGGGCAGCUUGUGAAACUGACUGGUUUUAAAUAACUCCUUCUUUACCAACCUGUACCAAGGCAGCAGACAUUCCUUCCUAUAGGGAAACUAGUAUAGGUGUUCUCACUAUCAGUACAGCUACUAACUUAGUAACAGGUGGUGAUUUAGUGUUGCAACAUUCCGGAAACUUUCCGGAAAAUUCCUUGAUUUUCCUGGGAAAUCCUGGUUGGAAAAUCCAUGAAUCCUCCAAGCAACCAGAAUUUGUAGAACAUCUGAGAAUUUUUGGGGAUGUAACCGUAAGAUGCAAACCUAGUGGUGAAGGUGACAGAACGUGGUUUAAGCUCGAGGGUUGAUGAAGCACAGUCCAUCUUAACGCUUUAACACCCCUUUAUACAGCUCCUAUAUGCCCUUUACAUUCCUUCAUCCCAAAUCACAUCCAUUGUUCAUGUAACUACAUCCAAGGCUACACGUCCUAAUUGAAACCCUGUUCCCAAUGUAAAGCUUGACACCUCGUCUGGCCACAAUUAGUGCAUAGGGAUUAGGGAUGGCAUUAGGGACGGAGCCUUUAACUAUAUUCUCUCAGAGCCAGGAUCCAGCUGAACCUAAACCAUAUUCUCUCAGAGCCAGGAUCCAUCUGAACCUAAACCAUAUUCUCUCAGAGCCAGGAUCCAUCUGAACCUAAACCAUAUUCUCUCAGAGCCAGGAUCCAGCUGAACCUAAACCAUAUUCUCUCAGAACCAGGAUCCAUCUGGACCUAAACCAUAUUCUCUCAGAGCCAGGAUCCAUCUGAACCUAAACCAUAUUCUCUCAGAACCAGGAUCCAGCUGAACCUAAACCAUAUUCUCUCAGAACCAGGAUCCAUCUGAACCUAAACCAUAUUCUCUCAGAGCCAGGAUCCAUCUGAACCUAAACCAUAUUCUCUCAGAACCAAGAUCCAUCUGAACCUAAACCAUAUUCUCUCAGAACCAGGAUCCAUCUGAACCUAAACCAUAUUCUCUCAGAACCAGGAUCCAUCUGAACCUAAACCAUAUUCUCUCAGAACCAGCUGCUAGUCAGUUGAUGUUAUUAUUAUUGACUUUAAUCUGAGUUCAGAUUUAAACAAAAACAUACAACAAAAACUAAUGUAUAUUUCUUCAAAGAUGACUGGUUGAUUUUCGCUUUGUACUUUCUGUAAAUGUUAUGAGAGAACUCAAAGUGUUGAAAAUGUAAUUUAAAUGAAUUGUCAAUUAUAAUGAACAGAAAGGGAAGGGGCGUAGUGUCCCGAGGUCAUUUAUUAUAAAAACAUGUUACUACCGUAGCACUAGGUAGACGUAGGGUCGCACAUUUCCGGUGACCCGGGAAUUUUUUGGAAAGCUACCAGAAUUUUGCAACCCUAAUUUGGAGGCUCUCACUCGUUCUGCUUUGGCAACACAAUUCCCUACACGCUGUAGGAAAAUCACUUAAUAAAAACUACUUUUUAUAUAUAGGUAAUUAUGAGACCAUCAUUACGCUGUGCGUAACGAUUGUACAGAGAAAAUUGUAGGUAUUUUUUUGAGGAUCAAUUUGUUUAAUGACAUGUAGCUAUUUAAUUUUCCCAUUUUUUUUUUUUGUUUGUGUAAAAAAAAAAAAAAAAAAGUUGAUCUUUUUUUGGGGUUUCUAGAUUUGUUCUUUUAAAAGGUUAAAGUGCAGGAACACAGUAAUAAUCUAAACACUGCGUUGAUGAUAGCCACUCGUGUAUUAUAACCGUUAUAAUGCUGAAUCAAGGCUACUCAGCAGACACUCUACAAAUGUAUAUCCCAAAUGACAGCCUAUUGCCUUUAUAGUACACUACCAGAGGUCAAAAGUAGUGCACUAAAUAGGGAAUAGAGGAGGGGGGGAGGGGGGUCAUUCGGGACAAUGCUUUUUUAUUUUGUGACAACGGAACAAAAUAUCUUGUUUGUGAGAUCCAAACACUACUGUAUUAUGUUAUUGAAUGGUCCCAGGAAGACUGUGUGCUUCCAAAUCAACAAGUGUGUCCUAAAUGGCACCCUUUUCUCAAAGGUAGUGCACUAUACAGGGAAUAUACAGUUGAAGUCGGAAGUUUACA
This is a messenger RNA of Salvelinus sp. IW2-2015, 4912 nucleotides long. RefSeq names its product transcription cofactor vestigial-like protein 4. Gene Ontology annotation, biological process: negative regulation of DNA-templated transcription. Lineage: Eukaryota; Metazoa; Chordata; Actinopteri; Salmoniformes; Salmonidae. Gene Ontology annotation, molecular function: transcription coactivator binding. The record is from RefSeq and is a predicted model, not a curated record.